Molecule: messenger RNA, 942 nt
Organism: Penicillium taxi
Lineage: Eukaryota; Fungi; Ascomycota; Eurotiomycetes; Eurotiales; Aspergillaceae
Product: Dyp-type peroxidase
Exons: 1
Coding region: 1-942 (313 amino acids)
Cellular component (GO): cytosol
Molecular function (GO): peroxidase activity; heme binding
Source: RefSeq, a predicted model, not a curated record
AUGAGCAGUCAAGUCACGUCUCAGCGUGUAGACGCCCCCCUCACUCAAUCCGCGACAUUUCUCGUAGUGAAGGUGACUACGACAUCAGACUCAAUCAAAACAGUUCGAUCGGUCCUUGCCAGUCUAGACGACCUGGCCAAAAAUGUCUCUAUCCGUGAUCUCAACGCCCAGCUUAAUUGCACUGUCGGUAUUGGCAGCGAUGUCUGGGACAUUCUGACCGGUCUUCCGCGGCCUGCAGAGCUCCAUCCCUUCCGAGAAAUCAAGGGUGCGAAACAUACAGCUGUCUCUACGCCAGGCGACUUACUUUUCCAUAUUCGUUCCGAGCGCCGGGAUAUCUGCUUUGAGUUUGAGCGCCAACUGGUGGACCAGCUGGGUGAUGCGGUCUCUCUUGUGGAUGAAACAGUUGGUUUCAGGUACUUUGAUGCUAGAGACCUUCUUGGCUUCGUCGAUGGUACUGCGAACCCUGUUGGCCCCGCCCUCCCACCCGCUCUUCUCAUUGCUGAGGAGGAUACGGCUGCGCAAGGGGGUAGCUAUAUCGUAGUACAGAAGUACACUCAUGCGAUGGAGGCAUGGAAAAAACUGUCAGCUGAACAGCAGGAGAAAAUUAUCGGACGGACUAAGUUGGAUAAUGUCGAACUUGACGAUGCCGAGUCAGGUCAGCUGUCGCACAAGACAUUGAAUACUAUCGAGGAUGAGGAUGGCAACGAGCAUGAUAUUCUACGUGAUAAUAUGCCUUUUGGAUCACCUGGUUCUGGUGAAUUCGGCACCUACUUUAUCGGGUAUACGCGUCGCCUAUGGGUUAUUGAGAAGAUGUUGGAACGUAUGUUUGUUGGACAUCCUCCUGGUUUACAUGAUCAGAUACUGGAUUUCUCGACUCCGCUGACUGGUACAACUUUCUUUGCGCCAUCGGCGACUCUGUUGGCUAGCCUGGAUGAGGAUUGA